AUGCGUCUGUCAACCCUUUCCGCCACUGUCCUUCUGGCAGGCUCUGCUGCCGCAGCUGGCAUGCAGAAGCGAGCACCUCUCAUUACGAGAGACGAAACUGGCAUCGACGGAAAGUACAUUGUCAUGAUGAAGCCAGCAUCCAGUGCCAAAACUACUGCUCGUGUCAAAUCGGCAGCCAAGUCCGUUGCUGUGGAGCCUGACAUGGUCUUUGACAAGCUUGGCGGUUUCUCCGCUACUUUAUCUGAUAAGGAGGUGGAUAACUUGCGCAACGACCCCAACGUUGCGUACAUUGAGCAAGACUCGACAGCCAAAAUCCUUGCUACCCAGAAGCAGGCCCCGUGGGGUCUGGCUCGGUUAUCGAGCAAGACAACCGGAGCAACAAGAUAUUCUUACGACUCCACGGCUGGUGAAGGCACCUGCGCUUAUGUUCUUGACACUGGCAUUGAUACAGCACACCCUGAUUUCGAGGGCCGUGCUGAGUUCAUUGCUACAUACGUUGACGAUAUCUGGUUCGACGAUCAUGGCCACGGCACUCACUGCGCUGGUACCAUUGGGUCCAAGACGUAUGGUGUUGCCAAGAAGACUAAGUUGUAUGGCAUCAAGCUUUUCAACUCGACUGGCGACGGCAUUGCAUCUUCCAUUAUUGCCGGUAUGGAUAGAGUGCUCCAUGAUGCGCCCAACAGAGACUGCCCCAACGGUGUCGUUGUCAGCAUGUCGUUCGGCGAGACUCCAUCACAAGGUAUCAACGACGCGGCCAAGGCUCUAGUCGACGCCGGCUUCUUCGCCGCUGCCGCAGCUGGUAACGGUGACGAUAAGGGCAGGCCUAUCGAUGCCUCUCUCCACUCGCCUGCUUCCGAGCCUAGCAUUUGCACUAUUGGCGCAACCACCAAGGAUGACACUGUUGCUUCCUUCUCCAACUUCGGCAGUGUCGUUGAUCUUUACGCUCCAGGUGUGGCAGUUCUGAGCACCUGGCCUGGAAACAUCACAAGGUCCAUUUCGGGUACCUCCAUGGCCACGCCGCACGUCGCUGGACUUGCAGCAUACUUCCUUGGCCGUGGAAAGCCUGCAGCUGGUCUCUGUGAGUACCUCCAGAGUAUCGCUCUGAAGAAUGUUAUCAAGGGGGUUCCUGAGGGCACAAAGAACCUUUUGGUUCAAAAUGGACGGGCCAAAUAG
Molecule: messenger RNA, 1173 nt
Organism: Fusarium sp. VM40
Lineage: Eukaryota; Fungi; Ascomycota; Sordariomycetes; Hypocreales; Nectriaceae
Source: the annotation of a GenBank genome assembly